AGGGAUGGGCAAGUGAAGAUCCUAGGAAUAAUGCUAGGUUUAGGAGGGGCAAUGGUGAUGACCUUCUUCAGGGGCCAUCAUGAAAGCCGACAUCUACAACAAUUAGGAUUAAACAUAGAGUCAUUUCCCUUGUCGCCAGUGCUCAAAUUCCUUGGCCAAAGUGGUGGUAACUUCAUAUUGGGAGCCUUUAUUGCCAUCAUUGGGUGUUCCUCCUGCUCAGCUUAUCUACUUUACCAGGAGACAAUAAUUGAAGAAUACCCUUGUAAACUCUCCCUCUCGUUCCUGAUCAACUUAAUGGGCCUCCUCCAGUGUGCAGUUGCUUCACUCAUAUUGGAGAAGCCCUCAGCCCUAAAUUUGCAGUGGAACAUGCAGCUCCUUCUCAUAGUUUGCAUUGGAAUUUGCAUGGGUGCAGAAAGAUUCAUCAUAAUAAUGUGUGUGAAGGAAAAGGGUGCAGUCUAUGUUUCAGCUUUCAGUCCCCUGAGUACAGUGAUAGUUGCCAUUCUUGAGCCUUUGCUACUGCAUGAACAGCUAACCUGGAGCUGCCAAAAAAUAGAAAUGAAAUGA
Molecule: messenger RNA, 564 nt
Organism: Zingiber officinale
Lineage: Eukaryota; Viridiplantae; Streptophyta; Magnoliopsida; Zingiberales; Zingiberaceae
Product: WAT1-related protein At4g08290-like
Exons: 4
Coding region: 31-564 (177 amino acids)
Cellular component (GO): plasma membrane
Molecular function (GO): transmembrane transporter activity
Source: RefSeq, a predicted model, not a curated record